GGGUUGUUUAAUUUAGCUCAUUGAUGUCUUCUGGUCAAGUGAAGGGAAGUGGGAAAUGGGUAACCGCGCGGCUACGGCGUUAAAGAGGGGAGCUCUGGAUUGUCUGGAGGCAACCGCGGGACUCGCGUCCACCUCUACCUGUCAUCGCCUAAGACGGCUCCCCCAUCCCAGCUUUCUACGAUCUGAUUCCCACGAAUUGCCUUCUCCGCUAUCUUACUCGUCCUUAUAUCUGUGACCUUGUUCCUCUACUUUCCGCUUUGUUUCGACUGAUUCCUUGUUGCCCAUAAUGUCCGGAUAUGACCGAGCUCUUUCAGUGUUUAGCCCUGAUGGGCACGUCUUCCAGGUGGAGUAUGCCAUGGAAGCUGUUAAGAGAGGAACCUGUGCCGUCGGAGUAAAAGGUAAAGACAUUGUCGUGCUGGGAUGCGAAAAGCGUUCGGCCUUGAAGCUCCAAGAUACCCGCAUUACACCAUCGAAGAUCGCCAUGCUGGACAACCAUGCCGUUCUCGCUUUCGCUGGAUUGAAUGCCGAUGCCCGUAUUCUCAUCGAUAAGGCCAGGCUAGAAGCCCAGUCCCACCGUUUGACCGUUGAAGACCCCGUCACUAUCGAAUACAUCACCAAAUAUAUUGCCGGUGUGCAGCAGCGGUACACGCAGAGUGGAGGUGUCCGGCCCUUCGGUAUUAGUACCCUGGUUGUGGGAUUUGAUCCAAAUGACCAGGUGCCGAGAUUAUAUCAGACUGAACCUUCGGGUAUCUACUCUGCUUGGAAAGCCAAUGCUAUCGGCCGUUCCAGCAAGACCGUCCGCGAAUUCCUCGAGCGCAACCACCAGGAUGAAAUGGACCGCGAGCAGACAAUUCAGCUCACCAUCAAGUCGUUGUUGGAGGUCGUGCAGACCGGUGCCAAGAACAUCGAGGUGGCCAUCAUGUCGCCUGGGAAGAUGAUUGAGAUGCUGCCAGAAGAUCAGAUCGAGGCUUACGUUAAGAGUAUAGAGACGGAGAAGCAAGAGGAGGCAGCGAAGAAGAAGACAGCUCGGACCGGCACCACGACAGCGGCCAUCCUAACAAGAGGUGGAGAGUCUAGCGAGACCCGGGAGUAGGCUGGUUUAGCGAAUUAGAGCUACAUGCCUCUAGUUGACGUCCUACACGCUUUUCCUUUCCCACCCUUUUUAUAAUACUGGAGAUCUGGCCGAAGCGACUUUUACGACAAUAAAGAACUCUUUUCCCGUCGUUUAUACACAGGUCCCCCUGCGGGAUCUCUAUAGGAAUAUCGUCGUCUAAAGAUUUGUAGUC
Molecule: messenger RNA, 1286 nt
Organism: Aspergillus alliaceus
Lineage: Eukaryota; Fungi; Ascomycota; Eurotiomycetes; Eurotiales; Aspergillaceae
Gene: pre6
Product: proteasome core particle subunit alpha 4
Exons: 5
Coding region: 287-1093 (268 amino acids)
Biological process (GO): ubiquitin-dependent protein catabolic process
Cellular component (GO): proteasome core complex, alpha-subunit complex; proteasome core complex; nucleus
Source: RefSeq, a predicted model, not a curated record